Molecule: messenger RNA, 3749 nt
Organism: Oryctolagus cuniculus (rabbit)
Lineage: Eukaryota; Metazoa; Chordata; Mammalia; Lagomorpha; Leporidae
Gene: PARD6B
Product: par-6 family cell polarity regulator beta
Biological process (GO): centrosome cycle; establishment or maintenance of cell polarity; regulation of cellular localization
Cellular component (GO): apical plasma membrane; nucleus; cell cortex
Molecular function (GO): protein binding
Source: RefSeq, a predicted model, not a curated record
GCGCGCGCGGGCCCGCGGGGGAGGUGGCCGAGAGCGAGGCUGCGGCGCUGGGAGCCUGCGCUCCGCCCUCUCCUCCUCCGCCGCCGCCGCCGCCGCCGCGGGCCCGCAGGCAGGGAGCAGCGUCCGCGCCCGCCGCGCCGCCAGUGCGCCCCUCCGUCCCGCCGCGUGAGCAGCCCGCCCCUCUGCAGGUGCCUGCGCGGAGCGCCCGGGCCGCGGCCGCCCUCCGAACCCGCGCGCCCCGCCGCGCACUCGCUCCCCGCGCGCCCGAGGGGCGGCCGGUGCCGACGAGGCCGCCGCGGGGCCCGGCGCUCGACAUGAACCGCAGCCACCGGCACGGGGCGGGCAGCGGCUGCCUGGGCACCAUGGAGGUGAAGAGCAAGUUUGGAGCCGAAUUUCGUCGAUUUUCACUGGAAAGAUCGAAACCCGGGAAGUUUGAGGAGUUUUACGGGUUGCUGCAGCACGUUCACAAGAUCCCCAACGUCGACGUGCUGGUGGGCUACGCGGACGUGCACGGGGACUUACUGCCCAUCAACAACGACGACAACUACCACAAAGCCGUGUCCACGGCCAACCCCCUGCUGAGGAUUUUCAUCCAGAAGAAGGAAGAAGCAGACUACAGUGCCUUCGGGACAGACACGCUAAUGAAGAAGAAGAACGUUCUCACCAACGUGUUGCGGCCUGACAACCACAGGAAGAAGCCGCACAUCGUCAUCAGCAUGCCCCAAGACUUCAGGCCCGUGUCGUCCAUCAUAGACGUGGACAUCCUGCCAGAGACGCACCGGCGGGUGCGCCUGUACAAGUACGGCACCGAGAAACCCCUGGGCUUCUACAUCCGGGACGGCUCCAGCGUCAGGGUGACGCCGCACGGCCUGGAGAAGGUCCCGGGCAUCUUCAUCUCCCGGCUCGUCCCCGGGGGGCUGGCCCAGAGCACGGGGCUUCUGGCGGUCAACGAUGAAGUCCUAGAGGUCAACGGCAUAGAGGUUUCGGGGAAGAGUCUGGACCAGGUGACAGACAUGAUGAUCGCCAACAGCCGCAACCUCAUCAUCACCGUGAGGCCGGCGAACCAGCGGAACAACGUGGUCAGGAACAGUCGGACUUCCGGCAGCUCGGGCCAGUCCACCGACAACAGCCUCGCCGGCUGCCCGCAGCAGGCCGAGCCCAGCUUCGAGCCGGAGGACGAAGACAGCGACGAAGACGACAUCGUCAUCGAGGACAACGGGGUGCCGCGCCAGAUCCCCAGAGCCGCCCCGCGCGCGGCCGGCAGCCUCGAGUCGCUCACGCAGAUCGAGCUCAGCUUCGAUUCCGCGCAGAACGGGUUCCUUCCUCCUGCCGAGGUGGGCUCCGCGUCCGUGGCCAGCGGCACCUGCACGGAGCCGCGCGCCCCGGGGCAGAGACUCCUGGAGGAGGACGGCACGAUCAUCACGUUGUGAAGCCGAGUGGGCCGUGUGGGGCUGCGCGGCCGGCCGCUGCGGUGAGCACCUGCGCGCUGUACCGCCGGACCGGCGCGGACGGACGGACGGACUAGCCGUAGCCGGAAGAGAGGCUGCAGCUGGGACGUCACUGAAGUGGCGGCCUGCUGACUGUUAGGCGGACUCCGCAGAGGGGAAUGCAAGUCAGAGGGGCCUUUGCUGGGGCAGGGACACGUUUGCUGUUCUGUGUACGGGAGCUAGAGAGAGCACACUGGGGCUGGGGGUCAGCUCCUGGGAGAGCACACUGGGGGCCUGGGUCAGCUCCUGGGAGAGCACACUGGGGCUGGGGGUCAGCUCCUGGGAGAGCACACUGGGGGCCUGGGUCAGCUCCUGGGAGAGCACACUGGGGCUGGGGGUCAGCUCCUGGGGAGAGCACACUGGGGCUGGGGGUCAGCUCCUGGGGAGAGCACACUGGGGCUGGGGGUCAGCUCCUGGGAGAGCACACUGGGGGCUGGGGGGGUCAGCUCCUGGAGGGAGCUCUCUGGGAGCUGGGGGCCUGGGUCAGCUCCUGGGAGAGCACACUGGGGGCUGGGGGUCAGCUCCUGGGGAGGGUACGCUGGGGGCUGGGGGCUGGGUCGUCUGUCUGGCGUGGUUGCGUGUCUAACCUGCUGUGUGGAGUCCCAUCCUCCCCCCUCGUGAAGUCCGACUGCGUCUCAGCACACGACGGCCUCCGCGCUGGUGCCCCGACUCUGCACCGUGCUCUUCCUUCGUGUUGCGACGCUGUGUCCCACGUGCGUUGUUUUUCCUGAUUUAAAGAAACGUCCGAGCAGUCGGCCCGCAGAGGAGCUUCGAAGCCACGCUCCUGAGCUGAGAUGGCAGUUGUGGGGUCGGGGCUGUCCCGUGGCUUCCAUGUCUACACAGUGGCCCCUCCGCGUGGGGUCUGUGUUCUCAAAGGCAGUGCCCUUGGCCGCAGCAGCACGGGGCUCUGCUUUGUCACCCGUUCUCGUCCUCACGCCCGUCUCAGUGUGUGUGUGCGUGUUGCUGUCAUGCAUUUGUCCUCUUAAUGUAUUCGAGUGGUAUGAAUUGUUUCGGAUUAAAAAACGCACCCAGAUGAGACUCUCUUACACACCGGACAAACUUGUGCACUUUUUGUACAAAAUGUAGGUUUUUCUUCACGAGCUUCCCGGGAACGCUGCCGGUGCUUAGGGAAGUCGCGUUGCUCGCCUGCGGCAGGCAGGGUUUGCCGCGUUGACUCAGGCUGGCAUCACCGUCCGGCGCGUCCACGCACACGAGCGGGGGCGCCGAGUGUGCUGGCGGCCGUGGGCUCCUGGCGGCUUGUGCGGUUAUUUAUUGCUCUUACGAUAGGACUGCUACGAGUCCCUUCUCACGGGUGCGCUGUGAGACGAAGGUUCCAAUGACUCCGCUGUGAAGGAUGCUGUCCUCGGUGAAGCUGUGAGGAAGCGAGGUCUCGAUGCGACGCCCGCGCGUGUUCUCGCGAACCCUGCACCGCGCGCGGGUCCCGGGGCUCCCAGCGGCGUUCCGGCCCGGACGUCGGAGGAGCCCCGUGAACUUGACUCUCGAACGGUGAAUCGCGUUCGAUGCAGGAGGCUGAAUUUCAUUUAUAAUUUAAGUGGUGCAGGGGUUCGGCACGUUAAGUAAAAUCCUUUUACACACUACCUCUUUCUCUCUUUUUUUAAACAAAGUUUUAACAUCAGAGCCUUUCUUUUGGGGAACAGUACUUCAGGGCUUGACUUCUGUACCAAUUUUAUCUGUACAACACGAUUUCCCUGCGUGUGCUCCCUCCCGGGAGUGGACAGCAGCCCCGCCUGCUCGUUCCCGUGAGGACCCUGUUGGCCGUGUCUGCUCUUGUCACCCAGAUCUUUGUCGGUCUAAUCGUUGGUGAAAUAAUUGAUUAUUAGACUUAUUGUGAAGCCAGUAGACCUCGGUUAAAUGGUAAAACAACAAUGUAUCGGUAGUCUGAAUCAAUUAUUUCAAAUGCACCUUAUUAACAAAAGUGUCAGUGGGUCCAGUGUAUAAGUUAUAGUUCUAAAUGUCAAGCCUAACUGUGAAUUCUGUUCUGUUUCUUAAGUUUAUGAUAAUGUUCUCAAACCGUCAACAAAAUAUAUGUACUUUUGUGAACUAUGAAUUUUCUAAUUAAAUUUUACAUGCUAUAACAUGAUUUUUACAUGAAUGAUACUUUAAACUAUCAAAUGUCAGUAUUUUACUACAAUUUUAUUAUAAAAUGUACAUUACCACUAAAUGAACUUUGAUUUAAAAAAUCAAAUUAGCUUUAGUUGUGUAUUAUUUUUUACAAAUAAAGAUAGACUUGUAUAAAGGCUA